AUGGCUGAUUCUGACCCUGGGGAAAGAAACUAUGACAACAUGCUGAAAAUGCUGUCAGACCUGAAUAAAGACUUGGAAAAGCUGUUGGAAGAGAUGGAAAAAAUCUCAGUGCAGGCCACGUGGAUGGCAUACGACAUGGUGGUGAUGCGCACCAACCCCACGCUGGCGGAGUCCAUGCGGCGGCUGGAGGACGCCUUCCUCAACUGCAAGGAGGAGAUGGAGAAGAACUGGCAGGAGCUGCUCAAUGAGACCAAACACACGCAGUAG
Messenger RNA from Dama dama (fallow deer), 267 nucleotides. It is a transcript of the gene SYCE3, whose product is annotated as synaptonemal complex central element protein 3. The record is from RefSeq and is a predicted model, not a curated record. The transcript has 2 exons. Gene Ontology annotation, biological process: reciprocal meiotic recombination; spermatogenesis; synaptonemal complex assembly. NCBI's taxonomy places the organism in Eukaryota, Metazoa, Chordata, Mammalia, Artiodactyla, Cervidae. Gene Ontology annotation, cellular component: central element. The coding region runs from base 1 to 267 and encodes 88 amino acids.